Molecule: messenger RNA, 1484 nt
Organism: Phragmites australis (common reed)
Lineage: Eukaryota; Viridiplantae; Streptophyta; Magnoliopsida; Poales; Poaceae
Exons: 5
Coding region: 53-1321 (422 amino acids)
Source: RefSeq, a predicted model, not a curated record
UCAGAACAGAAUCCCGUCUCCUCGACGCCGCGGACGAAACUUAGCGUGGGCGAUGGCAUCACCGGUGGCGCUACUCAGGUGCCCCAUUAGCGAUUGCCUCGAUCCGCCGUCCGCCUUCCCCCGUGGCCCUGAACACUGCGAUCCCGUGGGUAAAGUUUCCGACGAUGCCGACGACUACUUGCCGCCGGAGAUUACCUACGACGACUUGGGCGCCGACAGCGACGAGGAUGACGAUCUGUGUGACUUGGAGACAACUUGCCCAGGGCAAAGCUUCACGAAGGAAGAAGAAGAGAAAAUAAGGCGCAAGUGGAUAAAGGGAUACAUCAAUUUGUGUGGGCAACGCUCGGAAUUAUAUAACGAGUUUCUGAGCAAUGAAGAUGAGAAUUCUCCUCUUCCUCCUCUUCCUCCAAGGCCUUUGAAAGUACUCCCUGAGACAACAUAUUCAUGCAUUGAGAGGGGAUACUGCUAUCACCGUGAAUACAUGACCAAUGAUACCUCUGAGACUGCACGAACCCUUGGAUUUUGCGAACCAAAUGAUAUGCUACAGGUCUUGUCUCUGAGGUUGUUACGCUCUGAAUCCUGUCCCAUUAGUGUUUAUGGAACAUUCGCUAUUCGAGAUGACUUGGAGCCGCUGAGGAAUUAUGUCCUUAACCGCACGCGAGACGAUCCUAUCAUGAUUCAGCAGGAUUCCUUUGCCUUACCUCUUUGUAGCCCCUGCCGAGGAAUGUAUGUACUGGAUCGUGCAUUAUUGGAUGUUGAUCUUUGGGUGAAAAAGGAAGGGGACAGAUCAAGUGAUGAACAGUUACUUUCUGUGUACGUUGAGAUUAACUUACGCUCCUCUUUGGAUGAGAAGUUAACAGGACGGAUUCACAGUGACCAUUGCAUGUUGGACAUGGACUGUAUGUUUCUUGCACAGAGUGUUGAGGCAACUAUACAGGUCGCAGCGCUUGUUGAUAAUCCUCAUCAUUUGAGAUUCAUUGCUUUCAGCAGUUGUUUUGAUGAUGAGAUUAUCCUUUUCAAGGGCAAAGGCGUUAAGAAGGGUGAACUAAUCCAGCAUGUUGUUGCGGUAAAGGCAGAGGAAAAAUUGGGUGUUCGCUUGGAAUUAGAGAAUUCACUUUUCGAGUGGACUUUUCAGGAUUGGACUUUUCAGGAUGAAACUGUUGGAGUAUCUAGCUCUCCUGAUGAAUCAACCAUGAAUCAGUUUCAUGUGAGGGUGUUUCUUGCUCCAAAGAACCUACCACCCAUAACAUCAAGAUACCUUGACUGGAAAAGAAGGUGUAGAAAUAAGUGGAAAAUGCCCAGGCCUGGAUUGCUGAAAUAAGCCCUCACGUUUCAGAUUAUAAAAACAGCAGACUGAAAGUUACUUAUUAUUGUAUUCUUGUAAUCAGGUUGUGAUUGAAUUUCCUUUUGUAAGCUAGAUGUCGUGUGUGGUUCAGAUAUGUUAAUCAGCUACAAACCUAUAUAAUAUUCGAUGCUGCUCGGCA